Messenger RNA from Dissoconium aciculare CBS 342.82, 1758 nucleotides. RefSeq lists its product as uncharacterized. Gene Ontology annotation, molecular function: protein binding. Lineage: Eukaryota; Fungi; Ascomycota; Dothideomycetes; Mycosphaerellales; Dissoconiaceae. The transcript has 2 exons. The record is from RefSeq and is a predicted model, not a curated record. The coding region runs from base 1 to 1758 and encodes 585 amino acids.
AUGGGUUUCCUGAAACACUUCCGCUCCAAGGCUCGGCUCCGGGACAACUCCAACCCCAAAGCAGCCUCAUAUCCCGAAUUACCAUAUGUCAGAUACGGACGCGACUACACUCGACAACUCCCCGAUGCCAUCCUCGCCCGCAUCUUCGCCUACGUCUGCCCGCAUGUCGCAGACACCACAUACGAACCAUGCGAGUCCUCACAGAUCGGCGAGGGUUGCAUGUUGUGUGACCUUCGAGAGCUGGCGGAAUGCGCUCGCCUGUGUCGGAAAUGGCGGGCGGUCGCCGAGCGUCAGCUGUACAAGAGCAUAAGGAUCGACGCGGUACACUACUGUCAGCGGGAAUACGACCUGGCCGAGAUCCGCAAGAAGAAGCAUUAUCGUGCAAAGAGCGGCGACAAAUUCGACCCGGCCGCCAUCCGGCUCGCUCUCCUGUGCCGGUCGGUCUGGGAUCGACCGGAUCUGGCUCGGCGGACGGAGUUUCUGAAGGUCACAUACAUGACGCGGGAGACGGCAAAGGCCGAUCUGGCACGCACCGUCGCGGCGAUGCCCAAUCUCAAAUACGUCGACCUGCCGGACGGCUUCUUCAAUGGUGAUUCUAGUUGUACAACACUACGGCAGGAGCUCCAGUCGAGGUGUCCGGACCUACGGAAGAUGACAUAUCGACAUGGCGCCGAGGCCGCGCUCCAGUUGAUACCUCAGGGAUACUGGCAGAAUUUGGAGAUUCUGGAGUUGACGUCGAUCGUGGUGGAACCCGCCACGUUGAGAAUCGUCCUCGCCGGCCUGCCGAAUUUGUUCGAUCUCUCCUUGACAGAUAUGUCGUGGUUGGACGAUAGCAUGCUACAGCCUCUGUUGCCUCAGCUGCCGAACUUCCCGCCGGUGCGGGUGCUCAAGUUGGUCGACACGCCUCACAUCACCACACAAGGACUGCAGUCCUGGCUCGACAAGUCCGGGGCUCAUCGAAGCCUCUUCUCCCUCAGCCUGCAAAACACCGGCGUCACCGUCCAAGAUCUACACACAUUACUUCAAAGCGCGACCCACCUGGACCACCUGUCCAUCGACGAGGUCAUCUCCACCUCCCUCGGCCUCGCCAUGCAACAGCUCCCGCCCCUCUCGUCCCGCUCUCUCACCAAACUCCACUUCGAGAUCAGCAACGCCGAGGACAUCCAAGCCCUCCAGAAACCCGCCGAAUCCUACUACGCCUACCUCUCCUCCUCGCUCCACGCCAACGCCCUGCCCAACCUCGCCACCCUCUACGUCCGCGACCCGACCUUCGCCGACCUCCUGGUCCUCCCGCCCAUCGUCGCGCCCUUCGCCGGCGGCCCCGGCGGCACCGGCGGCGGCCCCGGCGGCGGCUUCAACCAGACCCUCGAGAUCUUCUCCAAGGGCAUGGACGAAUCCGAAUGGGUCUUCACCUCCAUCAUGCCCCCGGACGGCCGCGCCAACCGCGACAGCACGAUCCUCGUCGGCGGCCGGCCCCUCAGCGCGUACAGCGCCUCGCGCGGCCUCGGGCCCCAGUGGGCGCAGGGCGGCUUCGGCGGCGAGGCCCGCCGCUCGGUCAUCGUGGGCAACGGCUUCGGUGGCUUCCUCGCGGUGCCGGCCGAGGAGGCGCCCCGGCCCAUGACGUCGGACGGCGGGAACGGCGGCGGCGGUGGCUUCUCGCCGAGGCGGUUUAGCUUCUUCAGGUCGCCGCCGAAAUUCGCGGGCGCGGAGGGCAGGGGCCAUGAGAGGAGGGGAAGCAAGAGGGAUCUGUGGCGAUGA